UUUAGCUAUAAUAAAACUGUCAGUAUGGAUAUUCCAUUAGACGUAGCGGAAAAAAUUAUUUUAGUAAUUGACACAGUUAUUGAACCCAAUUCAACUGGAUUCAAAACAAAAAAUGGUGAUAAAUACAAUUCACUUUUGAUGACAAAGCGUAUAAGUGAAAUAUUUAUACACAACAAGUUAUCAUUUAAUUUAAGAAAUGAAUUUGCCAUAAUGACAUUGGAUUCUCAAAACGUUAAUUGGCAUUCUAAUUUUAAAAAAGAAGACAUAAUUCCAUCAUUAGAUGCCAUUAAAGAAAGCAAUGUCAAACAUGAAAAAUAUUUUAAUAUACAACCAAUUUUUAAUAUAGUGCAUCAACAGGUAUCAGAAAAUAAAAAAUUACUUGAUGAUUAUGUGGUUAGGGUAAUAUUAUUGUACACUCGAUCUAAUAUUAUUCCAAGAUUUAAUUUGGCCGAUAGUUCUGUGCAGGAACUUAUCAAGAACUCAAAUUUUUACUUUGAUGUAUUGUACAUACAUGAGUUAAAUUGUCAAAAACACAAAUGUGAAGAAAUUUACAUUGAACUUAAAAAAUUAGACAUUAGAAAUACUUCAUAUAUUAUGGAAGUAUCAAGAGAUGCUGUAGGACUACAUAAUUUAAUGGGGAAGUUUCUUGCUCAUCCAAAACAACGUGUUCCUUUAAAGCAAUUCAAUACAGCCAUCCAUCCAAUGAUACUCAAAGCAUUUGAAGAAUCAAAGAAAAAAGCUGCAUCUGAAAAAUGAUUAAGAUCUACCUCUC
Messenger RNA from Phymastichus coffea, 772 nucleotides. Its product is annotated as BRISC and BRCA1-A complex member 1-like. Lineage: Eukaryota; Metazoa; Arthropoda; Insecta; Hymenoptera; Eulophidae. Gene Ontology annotation, biological process: mitotic G2 DNA damage checkpoint signaling; positive regulation of DNA repair; protein K63-linked deubiquitination. Gene Ontology annotation, cellular component: nuclear body; BRISC complex; BRCA1-A complex. The record is from RefSeq and is a predicted model, not a curated record. The annotation marks the transcript as partial. The transcript has a single exon.